AGAGGAGGAGGAGGAGGAUGGUAUGUGAUUGGCCAGGCGGGGACUGGUAGUCCGGAGGUUGGCAUUGCGUGGCUGUCCGUUGCUCCCCGUGUUCAUGUUUACACCUUUGCCGAUCGACACGAGAGGAGACGCGGCGGCGUCCGGUGGACAAACUCGGGAGUAAAGUCUCUGGGUUAUUUUUCGCUUUUUACCUUUUGCGGUUAUUAUUUUUUUGGACAUAACCUUUUAUUGGCGUUUAAUUUCUCCUUCCAGUGCAGCGACGCAUCAAAGUUUUUAGUGACAGUGCAUUUGUGCGCAAAGGGCAGUGAACGAGGUUAAGCUGGCAGAUUCUGCCUUUAAAGGUUUUGAAACCACUACAAAAAACUUUUAAUGCGAACGAAAUUAAAGUUUUGGCUAUGGAUGCCUUUUAAACCAAAGGACACGAUUAAUUGUUUUUAUGACAGUUGAUGAACUCGUGGGCGUUCAGACUAGUCUCAUCCUGUAGUAACGACCGUGCAGGACAGGAGCCCCUCUCUGUGCGGAGGUGCAGCCGGAAAAGAUGCGACCUCUUCGGAUGCAGCGUGACCAGAUUGCCGGUUCUUUGGUUCUUCUUCUCCUGGUUUGUGAAUCUGUGGUGUCUGGCACUGAGAGCAGCGACUACAGCGAAUCUGAGGUUCUCCCCGACUCCUUCCCAUCGGCUCCAGCGGAGCCCCUCCCGGAGUUCCUGCUGGAACCAGAAGACGCCUUCAUUGUGAAGAAUCGGCCGGUCCAGCUUCGCUGCCGGGCGUCGCCGGCCACCCAAAUCUACUUCAAAUGUAACGGGGAGUGGGUCAAUCAGAACGAUCACGUCACCAGAGAGAGCCUGGACCAGGUCACAGGUCUGGUAGUGAGGGAAGUGGACAUCUCUGUGUCCAGGACGCAGGUGGAGGAGCUGUUCGGCCUCGAGGACUACUGGUGCCAGUGUGUGGCCUGGAGCUCGGCCGGCACCACCAAGAGCAACCGGGCCUAUGUUCGCAUUGCAUACCUGAGGAAGAACUUCGAGCAGGAGCCCCUUGGGAGGGAAGCGCGGCUCGAGCAGGAGGUGCUGCUGCAAUGUCGGCCCCCAGACGGCAUGCCCGCUGCGGAGGUGGACUGGCUGAAGAACGAGGAUGUCAUUGAUCCAUCACAGGAUUCCAAUUUCCUGAUCACCAUCGAUCACGACCUGAUCAUCAAACAGGCCAGGCUCUCAGACACGGCAAACUACACGUGUGUGGCGAGAAACGUGGUGGCCAGACGGCGGAGCAGCACAGCCACUCUCAUAGUUUACGUCAGCGGAGGCUGGUCUUCUUGGACUGAAUGGUCAGAGUGUAACGCUCGGUGUGGCCGUGGCUGGCAACGUCGAACACGCAGCUGCACUAAUCCGGCUCCUCUGAACGGAGGAAUCUUCUGUGAGGGUCCGCCGGUGCAGAGAGUAACUUGCACCACACUCUGCCCAGUGGAUGGAGGCUGGACGGAGUGGGCAAAGUGGUCCGCCUGUGGGACAGAGUGCACCCACUGGCGCAGUCGCGAGUGCCAAGCCCCACCGCCCAUAAAUGGAGGGAAGCACUGUAGCGGAAGCAUGAUGGAGAGCAAAAACUGCACUGAGGGGCUUUGUGCAAGAAAUAGAAAGGUCUCAGUAGAACAUGCGAGCCAUCCGUUGUCUCCUGGUAUGGGUGUAGCGGUGUACACUGGCUUGGUGGUGGCCUUGCUGCUGACUGUGGUCAUGGCUCUGGGCGUGGGUGUGCUGGCGUAUCGCCGCCGAUGCCGCCAUCUCCACGGAGACAUUGCCGAUUCUUCAUCCGCUCUUACUGCAGCGUUCCACCCCGGCAACUACAAGCCUCCCAGACAGGAUAACCCUCUGCAUCCCUCAGCACCUCCAGACCUCACUGCCACAGCAGGAGCCUUCCGUAGCCCGCUCUUCUCCCUGCCGCAGGGCAUCAACGACAACCCGCACAAAAUCCCAAUGACCACCUCCCCCUUGCUAGAUGCGCUCCCCAGUCUCAAAAUCAAGGUGUACAACUCCUCGACUCUGUCCUCCCUGGAGCUCCCAGCUGACAUGGGUUUGGGCGAUGGAGAGAUCCUCAGCCUGAAAUCGGUGGGCACCAUGGGCAGAGAGCGAGAGUUUCACAGCCACACUCUGUCCAGAGAGCCAGGGCUGAGCACCAGCGCCACGCUGGGACAUCUGGGCGGACGGCUUACUAUCUCCAACACAGGUGUGAGCCUGCUGGUCCCGCCUGGCACAAUCCCUCAGGGGAAGUUCUAUGAGAUGUACCUCAUUAUUAACAAGUGGGACAAAACAACGUUACCCUCUGAGGGGAGUCAGACUGUACUAAGCCCUGUCGUGAGCUGUGGUCCAUCAGGUAUGCUGCUGAACCGACCUGUGGUCCUGACGCUUCCCCACUGCGCUCAGCUGGACACGCCUACGCCCGACUGGACGCUCACACUCAAAACGCAAACGCACCAGGGUGCAUGGGAGGAGGUGCUGACAGUAGGGGAGGAGACUUUGUCGUCUCCUUGCUACCUGCAGCUGGAGGAGGAAUGCUGUCAUGUCCUCAUGGAGCAGCUGGGAACGUACGGCCUCGUGGGCCAGUCCUGCCCUCCACGGCCUGCCUGUAAGCGCCUGCAGCUGGCUCUGUUCGCACCCCGAGCGCCCUGCCUGUCUCUGGACUACAGCCUCCGCAUUUACAGCAUCCACGACACCCCACACGCGCUCAAGGAGGUGCUGGAUCUGGAGAGGAGUCUGGGUGGAGUUUUACUAGAAGAUCCCAAGUUGCUGCUUUUCAAAGACAGCUACCACAACCUUCGCCUGUCCAUCCACGACAUUCCUCACAAUCACUGGAGGAGCAAACUUCUGGCCAAGUACCAGGAGAUUCCUUUCUACCACAUCUGGAGUGGCAGCCAGAGACCUUUACACUGCGCCUUCAGCCUGGAGCGAGCCAGCCUCGCUGUGUCGCAGCUCGCCUGUAAGAUCUGUGUCCGGCAGGUGGAAGGGGAGGGACAGAUAUUCCAGCUGCGCACGGACAUCCAGGAGACUCUCCCACCUCACUCGCCUCUCCCAUCGGGAAGCACCUGUCUGCCUUCCUCUCAGGUGGGACCGUAUGCCUUUCGCCUGCCCAACUCCAUCCGCCAGAAGAUCUGUGCCAGCUUGGAUGCUCCCAGUGCUCGAGGGUGUGACUGGAGACUUCUGGCUCACAGUCUGGGCUUUGACAGGUAUUUGAACUACUUCGCCACAAAGCCCAGCCCUACAGGUGUUCUGCUGGACUUAUGGGAAGCGUGUCACCAAGGUGACGCAGACCUGGUGUCUCUGGCGACAGCUCUGGAGGAGAUGGGUAAAAGUGAAGUGCUGGUUGUCAUGACAACAGAUGGGGAUUGUUGACUUACCAAGAAACAGACGACCAAGCAAGACAUUUUAGGACUUUUGUUUUGGGGUAUUUUUUUCUACCGCAGUGAUGAAAACGAGAAUUUUUGCCUAUGAAUAUGCACACGCUGAUAGAUCUUUCAUCAGCAGAGCGUUUUGGUUGUACUACCCACUCUUUUGCUGACUCCUGACAAGCCAUUGUAGCUACAUAUCAACCAUAACCUGUUCCCAUGUAUGCCGUCAAACUGCCAACCUGAUUCAGCUUCAGUCCUCCAAAGCAAUAUUGGAUCUGCAAGAUGGAAAACCAUUCUGGUUGGAAAAAUGUUGCAAUGUUAUUAAGUGCUGGAAAUUACAUUAUUCUAACAUAUUUAUUAAACAAAAAUCAACUUAGUCAACACACACAUAAUGGAGAACCUGGAGUUAUUUCACUGGCAGCACAGAAGUCUGAUUUAAUGAUUUAACAUCAUCACAUCUCAUGGCACAGGCUUUUGUUUUCUUCAUUUUCAUUCAGAGUGGGCCGUGAAUGACAGGCUGCACCAACCUGCCUGCAGCCGUACAGGCCAACACACAGACACACACUCCAAAAUACACACAUGGACAAAGUGGUUGCCAAUCGGAUCGGAAACAUGCAGGCAAGAAAUGCUCAUCUUAGGGACGUAUAAGGAUCAGAUCCUGAAGGUUUCAGUCAUAUCGCUUCUGGCUGAAAAGGGGAAAAAAAAUGUCUGCCUCUUCUUAAAGGUGGGAGAUAAAUUUGCUAAAUUUGUUUCAGGAUUAGCAGAUAACUACACUGACUCUUUUUAGUAUACCAACAAAUGCCUCAAACUCUUGGCAUAUCGCUCCGACUCACAGGGGUGUUUCUCUUUCAUGCCUCCUGGUGUUCUUCAGUUGCUCUGCUGCGCUCCCUAUCUGCUGAGAAAAAACUGCAUCAUCCCUUAAAAGUUUCCUUUGGGGAACGCUCUUUAAUUUAUUAUCCAUAUUUGUGGAUUACAUAGUUUUUUCAUUGUUAUUGACAGAGUCAUCAUAUAGGACCUAUUUUACCAUUUGUGCUUCUUUUGGUCACUGAGCUGCUUUUGAUUAUUAUUUUGCUUUCAUCCUAAAGGAAAGUGCACAGAUUAUGGCUGUUGUUAAGAGAAAAAUUGUCGUAUUUUUAAUUUUGUGCAUCUAUUCAAAAUGUACAAUUUCCAUUGCCUUGCAAAGGUAUUCACACCGCUUGAACAAAAUGUAGUUUAUAUUUGUGAAGCGAUAGGAAAUUAAUACAUUAUUUUCCACAAAUACAAAUCUGUAAAAAGUGUGCUGUGCAUAUGAGCUCUACCAUCUUUACUCUGAUUGCCCUCAAUCUGCAAUCUGCCCUCAAUGUUCAAACCACCCUUUUAAAAAUGGUCACAGUAUGGCACACCUGCUAACCUGCCAAAAUAUGGCUGGCUUACUAAGCUGGUAGACCGGGCAAGGAGAGCAUUAUUAGGAGAGGCAGCCAACAUGCCCAUGGUAACUCUGGAGGAGGUGCACAGAUCCACUGCUCACUCUAGAAAUCUGGUCUUCAUGGGAGAGGCAUUUUUGAAAGAAACCCUUGAGAAAUCGCAUUUAAGGUGUGCCACAAGUCAUUUACAGCACUCAGCAAACAUGUAAAAGAAGGUCCUCUGGACAACCCUAAACAUAACCCCGGAGCUACAAUGGAAUGACUUAAGUCAAAACUUAUUUAUGUGUUAGAAUGGCCCAGUCAAAGUCCAGACUCAAAUCCGAAGAUUUGAAAAGAGAUGUUCACAAAUACUCUUUAUUUAAUCUGACUGGGCUUUAGCUGUCUUGCAAAAAAGAACGGACAAAUAUUCCAGCCUCUAGACGUGCAAAACUGGUCGAGACAUACCCUCAGAGCUGUAGACCUGCCACACUUUUCAGAUUUUUCUUUUGUAAAAACCUUUGAAAACCAUGCAUCACUUUUGUUCUACUUCACAGUAAUAUCUAUCAGACAAAAUUCCAUAUAAAAUACAUUGAGGUUUGUGGUUCGUAAACGACAACAAUUGGGAAAGUUGAAGGUGGAUGAAUACUUUUGCAAGACAUAAUAUGAAGGUCCCAGUGCUCUGCUGUGUCUGAAAAGAGACUAUUAUAGAAUAAAUUAGCCUUACCUGAAAUCAAUUUGGCACCAAGGGACCAUAUAUGUUAAUUUACCGCAACACAAGCUUAAUUAUGUCUUGUAAGUCAUUCUAUCCUCCUUUAUCUCACAUUGAUGGCUUAUUGACGAUCUUUUUCCUGAGCUGCCUGCUCUGUGGUUAGGCUCCUCAAGCUAUUUAUUUUAUCAUUAUUGAUCUAUCAGUUAUUAUUAGAUGAGAAAAUUAAAUUUUAUCCUCCACAGAUUUAGUUUUUCCUAUUUGUUUUGUGUUUCCAAGAAAGGUAAUGCAAGUGUUUAUAGUUUUAAAACGACAGAAACCAAAACAGCGCCAGUGUCCCUCCUCUUCAGCCGUGAGUCAUGCAACUGUGUUGUGUGAAUGAAGUAAGUGUGCGUGAGUAAAUGGGUUUGGGGGGCAGAUUGGUGUUCACAUACGAAAAGAAAUGUGUACAUUUUGUGGAGCUGUCAUUUCUCUGUAAGUGCUAUGCAAGUACAAAAGAAAAGUGAAGCAUUUCCAACUUCUUUUGUUUCCUCCAAGAGUAUUUCUAUUUUUACAGAUGAGCACAUUCACAGGGUUUCUGAUUUUUGUAUCCAAAAGUGGUCCAACAGUGGUUUAGUUUCUUUUUUUGGAAAAUGCAAAUCUUGCGCAAGAAUUCUCCAUCUGGCCUGGAAAAGUUGGAUCACUCACCUCACCAAGGAUGUCAUAAAUGAUGAAAAAUAAAAAACAGAGUGGUGCAACGGGCUCAGGACAAGCCGUGGCUUACAUGGGUAGGCCAUGCCCUGCAGGUCUUUGACAUGAAGAAACAGCAGACUGCAACCAGUUCAGUGAGCACUGCAGGAUGUUUCUUUUUAUCAUUCUUGUUGCAAAAAUUCCUUGCUGAGGACUAUACAGUGUUUUUGUCUGCAAAUUUCUCAGUGUCUACUGGAUGGUCGGCCAUUAUCGGUGGUUACUUUGAAGCUGAACCUGAUUGGUUGGCUCACUUAAAGGAGAUAAACUCUGCCUUGGUUCAAAUAUUCAGACAUUUUUACAGAAACUCUAAAUGGGUUCAGUGACAUUAUUUUGUCUCUGUGAAGUACCAAUUGUAAAUACCUGUUUAGCCUUCUUACUUGUAACUAAAUAUAAUUUUUAUGCAAUAAAUUAUAUUUCUUAGUUUAACAUGAA
Girardinichthys multiradiatus is the source of this 6618-nucleotide messenger RNA. It is a transcript of the gene unc5b, whose product is annotated as unc-5 netrin receptor B. Gene Ontology annotation, biological process: netrin-activated signaling pathway; anterior/posterior axon guidance. The coding region runs from base 539 to 3373 and encodes 944 amino acids. Lineage: Eukaryota; Metazoa; Chordata; Actinopteri; Cyprinodontiformes; Goodeidae. Gene Ontology annotation, cellular component: membrane. The transcript is spliced from 17 exons. The record is from RefSeq and is a predicted model, not a curated record. Gene Ontology annotation, molecular function: protein binding; netrin receptor activity.